GGAGUUUGUGGAUGAGUAUACUGUUCGCGUUGUUGAUGUGUUUGCUAUGCCUCAGAGUGGGACUGGUGUUAGUGUUGAAGCUGUUGAUCAUGUUUUUCAGAUCAUGUUUUUCAAACUAACAUGCUUGAUAUGUUGAAACAAACUGGAAGACCAGAGAUGGUUGUAGGUUGGUAUCAUUCACAUCCUGGAUUUGGAUGCUGGCUUUCUGGAGUGGACAUUAAUACGCAACAGAGUUUUGAGGCUUUAAAUCAACGGGCAGUGGCAGUCGUGGUGGAUCCUAUUCAGAGUGUUAAAGGCAAGGUGGUGAUUGAUGCUUUCCGGCUGAUUAAUCCACAAACUAUGAUGCUGGGUCAAGAACCACGACAGACGACCUCUAACCUUGGCCAUCUGAACAAACCAUCUAUCCAAGCUCUGAUCCAUGGCUUGAACCGACAUUAUUACUCAAUAGCAAUCAAUUACAGGAAGAACGAGCUUGAGGAGAAGAUGCUGCUUAACCUUCAUAAGAAGAAAUGGACCGAUGGUUUGACACUCAGACGAUUUGAUUCACAUUCUAAAACUAAUGAACAGACUGUUCAGGAGAUGCUAAGUUUAGCAACCAAGUACAACAAGGCAGUGCAAGAGGAAGAUGAGCUGCCCCCAGAAAAGCUUGCAAUUGCUAAUGUAGGAAGGCAGGAUGCUAAGAAGCAUCUUGAAGAGCACGUUUCUAAUUUAAUGUCUUCUAACAUUGUUCAGACUUUGGGAAUGAUGCUCGACACAGUUGUGUUCUAGAGUUAGGAUCGUCCACUGUAUUCUUCUUCUUCUUCAUGAUGUCCAGCAAUAUUUCAUUUACACUCUUUGACCUGUUUGCAAUAGAUUGUUUUUUAUUACAAAGUUAUUUGCAUUUCA
Messenger RNA from Lathyrus oleraceus (garden pea), 885 nucleotides. Its product is annotated as 26S proteasome non-ATPase regulatory subunit 14 homolog. Lineage: Eukaryota; Viridiplantae; Streptophyta; Magnoliopsida; Fabales; Fabaceae. The record is from RefSeq and is a predicted model, not a curated record. Gene Ontology annotation, molecular function: metallopeptidase activity; protein binding. The transcript is spliced from 5 exons. Bases 121 to 768 code for a protein of 215 amino acids.